AUGCCACUGUCAACCCUCACAACUUCCAUCCAGUAUUCACCCAGGAACAAAAAGCUUGAUGCCAACAUCCAAGCUGCCCUUCUGAAUGAUCCGAUCUCAGCUGCUCAACUUCUGGCACCCACUGACCCCACGUUCACCCUGUCCCCCGAUGGCCUACUACUACUCAAUGACCACAUCUUCAUUCCGGACAAUAACAACCUACGGAUCCGUGUUUUGCAAACCAAGCACAAUCAUCCGUUAGCCAGUCACUUCAGCCAGAACAAGACUCUCAAGUUGGUCCGACAAGAGUACGCAUGGCCUGCUGCGCUGCCACAAACCUUACAGGCUCCUCAAGCAGCUUCCGGUGAUAAGGCUGCCCACGGCUAG
Molecule: messenger RNA, 366 nt
Organism: Cyclocybe aegerita
Lineage: Eukaryota; Fungi; Basidiomycota; Agaricomycetes; Agaricales; Hemipholiotaceae
Source: the annotation of a GenBank genome assembly